Phlebotomus papatasi is the source of this 1364-nucleotide messenger RNA. RefSeq names its product solute carrier family 35 member B1 homolog (gene meigo). Gene Ontology annotation, biological process: UDP-galactose transmembrane transport. Gene Ontology annotation, molecular function: UDP-galactose transmembrane transporter activity; UDP-glucose transmembrane transporter activity. Bases 212 to 1219 code for a protein of 335 amino acids. NCBI's taxonomy places the organism in Eukaryota, Metazoa, Arthropoda, Insecta, Diptera, Psychodidae. The record is from RefSeq and is a predicted model, not a curated record. The transcript is spliced from 2 exons. Gene Ontology annotation, cellular component: Golgi membrane; endoplasmic reticulum membrane.
UUUGCCACGUGGCGGCGCUUGGCUGGCUCGCGCUGUUUACUGACGUGUCCCUAACCUACAAAAUAAACAACACAUCCCAGUAGAAUAAUGUGGAUUUCUGCUGAAUUUUCAUCAUUUCUGUCUACAACCAGGUGAAUAGAUAAGUGAUAAGUGAAGUGUGAAACAGGUGCAAAGUGUCUCAUAACAUCCGGACUUGCUAAAGUGAAUAAAAAUGAGUGAAAAGGACAAGACUAAAUUCAUCAUCUACGCCUUAGGAAUUUUCUUUUGCUAUUUUUAUUUUGGAAUUUUGCAAGAGAAAAUCACAAGGGGACGAUAUGGGGAUGAGGAAAAUGAUGAUGGAACCCGUGGGGAGAGAUUUACAUUUGCCCUGGCCCUUGUUGGUGUACAGUGCAUUGUUAAUUGGCUUUUUGCCAAAGGGAUGCUUCUUGUGAAGCCACAGAAAAAGGAUGAGACUCAUCCGGGAUACUAUGCCAGUUGCUCCCUGACCUACCUUCUGGCCAUGGUGAGCUCCAACAUGGCCCUCAGAUGGGUACCAUAUCCCACACAGGUUGUGGGCAAAGCUGCAAAACCCAUUCCUGUGAUGAUCCUGGCUGUCCUGAUCGGGCGCAAGUCAUAUCCUCUGUCCAGGUACCUCUGCGUCCUCACCAUCGUCCUGGGCGUGGUACUGUUCAUGUACAAAGACGGUAAAACCAGCUCAGUGGACGAGGAACACUCGGGAUUGGGAGAAUUGCUCCUGGUGCUGAGUCUGGCGAUGGAUGGUCUUACUGGGGCCAUCCAGGAACGCAUGAGGUCUUCCAGUGCUCCCUCGGCACAGCAAAUGAUGCUGGCCAUGAAUGGCUGGAGCAGUGCAAUGGUCGGAGUGGCUCUGAUUGUGUCAGGAGAGGCUGCAUCUUUCAUGCAAUUCACUCUCAGGCAUCCUGAACUCUUCUGGCACCUCACCACCCUCGCUCUCACCGGAGCCCUUGGACAGCUCUUCAUCUUCCUCAUGGUGUCCGGCUUUGGUCCUCUGGCUUGUUCUGUGGUCACCACAACCAGGAAAUUCUUCACCGUUCUGUGUUCUGUGCUGAUCUUUGGGAAUUCUCUGAUUCCGCGACAGUGGUAUGGAGCAGUGAUGGUAUUUGCGGGACUCUUUGGGGAUAUGCUGAUCAACAAGAAGCCCUCGGCAGCUCCACAGGCAGCCAAGAAGCCUCUGCUGAAGGAGGAGCACAAUUCUCAGUAGAUCAAUUACUCUAGAAAAGAGCUCUUAUCACGAAAAUAUUGCACGACAUUUUUUAUUUUAGCUAUUUUAUAAAUUAAAUAGUGAUAUGCCUUCCACAAAAAAAACCAUCAGGAAAAUAUUUCAAUAGAUUAUUUUUUAUGAUAAA